Molecule: messenger RNA, 685 nt
Organism: Pectinophora gossypiella (pink bollworm)
Lineage: Eukaryota; Metazoa; Arthropoda; Insecta; Lepidoptera; Gelechiidae
Product: allergen Tha p 1-like
Exons: 2
Coding region: 80-442 (120 amino acids)
Source: RefSeq, a predicted model, not a curated record
GGUAGGCAGGACACCAACCACAAUAUAAACGACGAACGUCGAAGGGAAACGUACUCAAAGAAAUCCAAAGAAUCACAAAAUGAAGGUGGUACUACUUACAGUGUGUUUUGCCGUAGCCGUACUGGCUCAAGAAAAAUAUGAUUCAGCAAACGACAACUUCGAUAUUUCUGAAGUAUUAGGAAAUGAACGAUUGUUGCUGUCAUACUCGAAGUGUUUGCUGAAUAAAGGCCCCUGUACUCCAGAGGUGAAGCAAGUUAAGGAAAAAUUACCGGAGGCAUUGGCCACGGGAUGCGCCAAAUGCACUGAGAAGCAGAAACAAAUGGGCAAGCAGCUAGCACGGGAGCUGAAGAAAACCCACCCCGAGAUCUGGGAUAAGCUUGUGGCCCACUACGACCCACAGGGCAAGUACCGGGAGGCCUUCAAAGACUACCUCAAGCCUUGAUGCAAGUUGUAUGUUAGAGAUUGUGAUAAAACAGUGAUAUUAAAAUAAAUACUAUAUUCAAUGUAAAUUACAUUUUUUAUUCCUUUCAUUACGUAAAAUAAAUUUUAACAUUUAAAUUUUUGGAAUACGCUUUUAGCAUAAUUAAAACAAUUAAUUGUCAAUAAAAAACAUCAAUAUACUGAUAAAAAUCAAGUAAGUAUCUAAUAAUAAUUGAAUAAAACUAAAAUAUUAUAGAAAAAUUAA